UACAAUCCAGCAGCAGCUAUAUACUAACAACUAUAUUCAGUCCAGCCCUCAACGCGUCAGCUUCCUUCCUUAUAACCUUUUCAUUCCCCUCUUGAACCUGCACGAAAAAAGAGCAGCAAAAAUGGCCGACACCAAGCGCCCCUCAUCUCCCUCCACUCCGGGACAAUCCUCUUCAUUUGCUGUUGCCAGGCCCCAUGGUGCUAACGCUGUUCGACGACGUGCUCCCGCAGCCGCUCGGCCCAGCUCAACGCGUUCAGCCGGUGCCGGUGGCUCUUCGAACACCAUGCUCAAACUCUAUACCGACUCUGGGGAGGCUGGUCUCAAAGUUGACCCAUUUGUCGUCAUUGUGCUUUCCAUCUCUUUUAUCGCCUCCAUCUUCUUCCUCCACAUCACCGCCAAGAUCAUCAGGGCUUUUACCAACUAGGCGUUCCCUUAAUAGCUUGGGAUUAACAAUGGGAUAGGAGCAGACAUUGCAGAGGGGUUUGGGCUUUGAAUGCAUUGUACCUUUUA
Messenger RNA from Cryptococcus deneoformans JEC21, 510 nucleotides. RefSeq lists its product as hypothetical. NCBI's taxonomy places the organism in Eukaryota, Fungi, Basidiomycota, Tremellomycetes, Tremellales, Cryptococcaceae. The transcript has 4 exons. The coding region runs from base 122 to 424 and encodes 100 amino acids. Gene Ontology annotation, biological process: intracellular protein transport. Gene Ontology annotation, cellular component: Sec61 translocon complex. The record is from RefSeq and is a predicted model, not a curated record.